Messenger RNA from Penicillium waksmanii, 558 nucleotides. RefSeq lists its product as uncharacterized. NCBI's taxonomy places the organism in Eukaryota, Fungi, Ascomycota, Eurotiomycetes, Eurotiales, Aspergillaceae. The record is from RefSeq and is a predicted model, not a curated record. The coding region runs from base 1 to 558 and encodes 185 amino acids. The transcript is spliced from 2 exons.
AUGAAAAUCAACUCCAUUCUUUGCAAGGCUACUUUGUGUUCCUUGUUUAGCUCCUUUCCUACCGCUGCUGGCUUUGCCUGCUGCAGAGAUGAUAUUACUACCAAGGAAUUCCAUGACGCCCUCCUGCACAAAUACACCGCCAUGUGGGCGGGCAAUCUGUCACUUAUUGACGAUAUUUUUCAUCCCAACGUGGAGCUCCACGUCGACCGUUUUCCCUCGAGAACUGGCAAAGGCAGCACAGCGACCCAUGUGACAAACAGAACAGGGUUGAAGGACUUCAUCACAAGAUCGCGAGCCGGUUGGGACGAGUAUUAUUUUCAACCUAUUCGAACCGUGGCAGCUGAGCACACAAUUGCUGCUCGAUGGAUUAUGCAUGGGAUUCUUGGAGCAGAUUUCAAGACCUUUCCGACACCAUUGAAGGCAGGGGACCCUGUCACCUACAACGGGACGGAUUUCUUAGUACAAGACGACUGUACAGGGCAUAUUCGAGAAGUGUACAUCGCUUCGGACUCCAUUUCGUACUUCCAUACGAUGAACUUGACAGAGAUCACUGUUUAA